Suhomyces tanzawaensis NRRL Y-17324 is the source of this 738-nucleotide messenger RNA. RefSeq lists its product as uncharacterized. The transcript has 3 exons. The annotation marks the transcript as partial. Gene Ontology annotation, cellular component: nucleus; cytoplasm. Gene Ontology annotation, molecular function: RNA polymerase II cis-regulatory region sequence-specific DNA binding. The record is from RefSeq and is a predicted model, not a curated record. Lineage: Eukaryota; Fungi; Ascomycota; Pichiomycetes; Serinales; Debaryomycetaceae.
AAGAAGGACCCCACCUCCAGGCCCUACAAGUGCCCCCUCUGUGACAAGGCGUUCCACAGACUAGAACACCAAACAAGACACAUCAGAACCCACACAGGUGAAAAACCCCAUGCAUGCACGUUUCCAGGGUGCUUCAAGCGAUUCAGCCGAAGCGACGAGUUGACUCGUCACUUGCGCAUCCACACCAACCCCAACUCGCGCAGAAACAAGAACCUCAGCAAGAACAACAUCAGCUUUAGCGACGACAACGCUCCAGCACCAGGUUCGUCGCCUCCCUCGCUUAAGAAGCUUCCUAGCACCAUGAAUAUUGACAUCCUCGCCAGUGCAGCCUCCGAAGAACUCAAGCUCAUGGAAACUGGCUCGCCAGGCGUGGCCACUAACAACGCAAAAUCCUUGCCCUCCUUGACGGACUACUUUGGCACUUCCACCUCCGGAUCCAUGCAACUGCGUGCCAACGGCAACGCCAGCUUCCACAUCGCCAACGUGCCUGAAACGGGCUCCAGCAACAACCUCCAGUAUUUGUCCAAUGUGGCGGUAACCUUCGAGAGCAAAGAUAUGGACUACGUCAAACUGCGAUUGAAGAAAUCAAGACCAAAUAGCCCCAAUCCUAAUAACUUCACCCUACCAAACUCCCCGGUGUUGGGGUUGUCAGCAGUGAAUACUCCUAUCGCCUCAGCAAGCAAUAGUUCCACCAACUUAACCAAUUUUUUCAUGACACCGGCAUUCAGAUCCGCCAGU